AUGUCAAAUUUCGACUAAGCAUAAUCUACAAAUAUACCAAUUGUAGUUACACAGUAAGAAAUAAGCCAAUAAGGAAUAUUUAAUCAAACUUCUAAAACAUUAGGUUGGUAUUAAUAUUUUCCUGAAUCCAAUGGUGUUGCUACUUAGGAACUAUCAACUCAUGAUCAGCAAAUGUUCUUUAUUGUUAAGCUAUAUGCAUUUUUGGCUGGCUUGUUCAUUUUCCAGUAUCUAAUGGUGAUCAUGUUUUAUUACUGUGAACAGUUCAGAUGGAGUUUAAUAAUUUUUGAUUACCCAUAACCUUUGUAUUGGGCUAUCCUAGGGGUUACAAUUAUGUUAGGAAUGAUAGCUUAUUUUAUCAAAUAAUCAAGAAAUCCGCCAAUAAAUCUAAUUAUAUCUAUGUUAUAUUCCUUUGGAGUAGGGUGUGUCUUGUAAGCACCAUACGCAGAUAGUUUAUGGUGGAAUGAAAGCAGUUUGUUAAUAAUCUUAUAUCAAUUUUGUAUGACUUUAUGUACAUUUGGAACACUUAUUGCAUAUAAAUUGUAAGAUUCUUAGUCGGCAAAUGGAUCAUAUUUAUUGUUGAUGGCAUUUUUACUAGAUCUGUUCGUUAUACUUAUUUUUAUUUUAACUUAUGUUGAAUUGGCUUGGUUGAUAGUGAUUAGUAUAAUUGUCCAUGUAAUCUAUGCAUGUCUUCUAUUAUUUGAGACAUAAUUGAUAUAAAGAGGAAAAUUUAACCUCGGUUUGAAUGAGUAUAUUUCUGGAGCUCUCUUUAUUUACAUAGAAGUAACUCUAUUUUUUAUGUUUGUGGCCAUUUUAUUUGUUGUCUUUAUGUGUGUGGCUCUAGUAGUGUUGAUUGGAACUUUUAUUGUUCACAAGAAGUGA
Paramecium tetraurelia is the source of this 879-nucleotide messenger RNA. RefSeq lists its product as uncharacterized. NCBI's taxonomy places the organism in Eukaryota, Ciliophora, Oligohymenophorea, Peniculida, Parameciidae. The transcript has 4 exons. The record is from RefSeq and is a predicted model, not a curated record.